UCGUUAGAAAAUAAUCUGCAAUGGUUGCUAAGGUCAAAGAAGGCUGAAGUUAGUUUGUAAGUUAGUCGGUCAGUCAGUCAAUCGUGCAUCGGCGACCGAAAAUAGUCGAAUUUGUAACACUCUUAUGUUCUCUUAUGUUCUUAUAAAUUUGUGACUUCUAAUUCUGUGAUACCGUAACAAUUACAAAAUGGCUACUGAAGCGAAGAAGAGAAUAUGCAUCGUUGGAAGUGGCAAUUGGGGAUCAGCCAUUGCAAAAAUUGUGGGCGCCAACGUCCAAAAGUACAACAACAAAUUUGAAACACGCGUGACGAUGUACGUCUACGAAGAGAUAGUGAAUAAUCAAAAGUUGACCGAUAUCAUAAAUCAAUUGCACGAAAAUGUAAAAUACCUUCCUGGACACAAGCUUCCAGAAAACAUUGUCGCCGUUCCAGACGUUGUCGAGGCCGCAAAAGAUGCGGACAUCCUCAUAUUUGUGAUACCACAUCAAUUUAUAAGAACAUUAUGCGCGACGUUGCUCGAUAAAAUUAAACCAACCGCGGUUGGUCUAUCAUUAAUUAAGGGUUUCGAUCGAGGAGAUGGAACGAACAUCGAACUGAUCUCCAAAAUCAUCGAGAAACAUCUAAAAAUUCAAUGCUAUGUUCUAAUGGGCGCAAAUUUGGCCAACGAAGUCGCGGAAGAAAAGUUCUGCGAAACUACUAUUGGUUGCAGAGAUAAACGAUUAGCACCGUUAAUGAGAGAUCUAAUUCAAACUCCCAACUUCCGAGUAGUCGUUGUCGACGACUGCGAAGCUGUCGAAGUAUGCGGUGCUUUGAAAAACAUUGUAGCAUGCGCUGCUGGCUUCGUAGAUGGUCUAGGGCUCGGCGACAACACGAAAGCAGCCGUCAUCAGAUUAGGACUGAUGGAAAUGGUUAAGUUUGUAGAUACUUUUUACAGUGGCUCGAAACUUUCGACAUUCUUCGAAAGUUGUGGUGUAGCAGAUUUAAUAACUACUUGCUACGGAGGAAGGAAUCGCCGAGUUUGCGAACAAUACGUAAAAAGUGGCAAGACUAUUAAACAACUCGAGGAUGAGCUCUUAGGUGGACAAAAAUUGCAAGGGCCAGCCACAGCUGACGAAGUUCACGGAAUGUUGAAAGGUCGCAAUUUGAUAGAGAAAUUUCCUUUGUUCACCGCGGUACAUCGUAUCUGUACCGAUCAGAUAAGACCAGCAGAUUUACUCGAUCAAAUUCGUAAUCAUCCUGAACAUGUGAUGAGGUUGGAAGGCGUUCAAGAAUAGUUGAAUGUUGAACGAAAUGUUUGAUAUGAAAUUAUUUUCAUGUUGCUAUCAAGCUUAGAAAUAUUGUACGUAUGUACAUACAAUAUUGUAUAUAUUUUAUUAGUGUUAAAUUACAAAUAAAACCAUCUGAAUUGACA
Molecule: messenger RNA, 1410 nt
Organism: Hylaeus anthracinus
Lineage: Eukaryota; Metazoa; Arthropoda; Insecta; Hymenoptera; Colletidae
Product: glycerol-3-phosphate dehydrogenase [NAD(+)], cytoplasmic-like
Exons: 8
Coding region: 188-1273 (361 amino acids)
Biological process (GO): carbohydrate metabolic process; glycerol-3-phosphate catabolic process
Cellular component (GO): cytosol; glycerol-3-phosphate dehydrogenase (FAD) complex
Molecular function (GO): NAD binding; glycerol-3-phosphate dehydrogenase [NAD(P)+] activity; protein homodimerization activity
Source: RefSeq, a predicted model, not a curated record